This is a messenger RNA of Peromyscus eremicus (cactus mouse), 1644 nucleotides long. RefSeq names its product phosphate cytidylyltransferase 1A, choline (gene Pcyt1a). NCBI's taxonomy places the organism in Eukaryota, Metazoa, Chordata, Mammalia, Rodentia, Cricetidae. The record is from RefSeq and is a predicted model, not a curated record. Gene Ontology annotation, biological process: CDP-choline pathway. Gene Ontology annotation, cellular component: endoplasmic reticulum. Gene Ontology annotation, molecular function: choline-phosphate cytidylyltransferase activity; phosphatidylcholine binding. The transcript is spliced from 9 exons. The coding region runs from base 217 to 1320 and encodes 367 amino acids.
GUUGUGACUGAAGAGUAGGUCAGUGACAGCCAGGGAAGUGUGAAGCAGGGCUGCCAGGCUACUGUGACCGAGGUACAAUGACAGCCAGGAGGACUGUGACCCAGGGGUGGCUGCUGGUGAGGGGGUCUGCGACCCCGGAGCAGUAAAUGCCAGGGACUCUGACCUCGGAGAGCACGAGGCAGAGGCUGCGACGGGACCAUGACCGAUUAAAAGAAGAUGGAUGCACAGUGUUCAGCUAAAGUCAAUUCGAGGAAGAGGAGGAAAGAUGCACCCGGCCCUAAUGGAGCAACAGAGGAGGAUGGCAUUCCUUCAAAAGUGCGGAACUGCUCAGUCGGCUUACGGCAGCCAGCUCCCUUUUCUGAUGAAAUUGAAGUUGACUUUAGUAAGCCCUAUGUCAGGGUAACUAUGGAAGAAGCCUGCAGAGGAACUCCUUGUGAGCGGCCUGUGAGAGUUUAUGCGGAUGGAAUAUUUGACUUAUUUCACUCUGGUCAUGCCCGGGCUCUGAUGCAAGCAAAGAACCUUUUCCCUAAUACAUAUCUCAUUGUGGGAGUCUGCAGUGAUGAGCUGACCCACAACUUCAAGGGCUUCACGGUGAUGAACGAGAACGAGCGCUAUGACGCGGUGCAACACUGUCGCUAUGUGGAUGAGGUGGUGAGGAACGCCCCCUGGACGCUGACGCCCGAGUUCCUGGCAGAGCACCGGAUUGAUUUCGUAGCCCAUGACGAUAUCCCCUAUUCUUCUGCGGGGAGUGAUGACGUGUAUAAGCACAUCAAGGAAGCAGGCAUGUUUGCUCCGACACAGAGGACAGAAGGUAUCUCCACAUCAGAUAUCAUCACCCGCAUUGUCCGUGACUACGAUGUAUAUGCAAGAAGGAACCUCCAGAGGGGCUAUACCGCCAAGGAGCUCAAUGUCAGCUUCAUCAACGAGAAGAAAUACCACUUGCAAGAACGGGUUGAUAAAGUCAAGAAGAAAGUGAAAGAUGUGGAAGAAAAAUCAAAAGAAUUUGUGCAGAAGGUGGAAGAAAAGAGCAUUGACCUCAUCCAGAAGUGGGAGGAGAAAUCCCGAGAAUUCAUCGGCAGUUUCCUGGAAAUGUUUGGUCCAGAAGGGGCGCUGAAACACAUGCUGAAGGAGGGGAAAGGCCGGAUGCUGCAGGCCAUCAGUCCCAAGCAGAGUCCCAGCAGCAGCCCUACUCACGAACGCUCCCCAUCCCCCUCCUUCCGAUGGCCCUUCUCUGGCAAGACUUCCCCAUCCUCCUCCCCAGCAAGUCUGUCUAGGCGCAAGGCUGUGACCUGUGACAUCAGCGAGGAUGAAGAGGACUAACGUCCCAUCCCUGUCCCCUCUCCCUCCCCCUGCCUGUCACCUCCAGAAGCUCUCGGUGGAAUUCCCUUCUGUGAUCCCAACACUAAACCCAAGGACAUCUACAAAGAAAAGACGAGGGGCAGGAGGACCCUGGCAUGGGGACGCAGACCGCCCAUCCAUGCCCCGCGACCUCCGCCAGCCACACCCAGGAGGCUGAGCACAUCUUAGAAGCCUGCUCGCAUCCAUCCUCCCUCCCAGAGCUUUGCUUUACUGUUUAUGUCAUGUAAUCUUGACAGGGCAAUUGUCAUUUUUAUUAAUUUUUUAAAAAUUAGUCUUUCAAAUAUA